GGCAGAUGAUGAACGAGGAACACCAUUGUUCAACAAAACGUGUCGAGCUUAUCAAAAAUAUCAGGUCCUUGUGAUGCAUGGAGCUGCCCUAGCGCGUUCAAGCUUGGCACCAAAAUAGUCAACUCCUGACAUCACCACAUCCGGAGCCCUCGGCGAUGCAACUAUGCGCAAAUACCUCAAUCUCUCACCACUUUAUUACGUUACGCGCUGAAUAUGGCCGUAAUAGAGAACUGGCUCCCUCCGUCGCGUGAGAACUGGGAGUGGCUAUGCUACGUCUGGCAAUUCUUCCCUGUGGUCACAGCAGUUCAAUGGGUCAUUGACUGGUACCCACAAGGCAAGACCUCGACAGAGUCCAGGUUCAAUGUGCCGGGCAAGAUAGGAUGGGCGACCAUGGAGUCUGCAGGGCCAAUUACUCUUCUGUACAUCUUCUUGACGCUGCCGAAGGAGCUGGGGAUUGAGGAGCUACCGUGGGGCAAUUGGACAAUGGUCGGCUGCUUUGUGAUUCACUACGCCUACCGCGCUAUUCUCUCGCCGCUGUUUCUCAACCCCAGCAUGUCGCCAAUGAGCCCGCUUGUGUGUCUGGCCAUGCUCGCCUUCCAGGUCACCAAUGCCAUCUCAAUUGGCGGAUACGUCUCAGGCUACGGGCCCACAACUGACUUCGACUACCGCUGGCAAGGUCGCGCGGGGUGGAUCUUUGGAGGCCUCGUGUUGUGGUGCUGGGGUCUGUUGGGCAACAUGUUCCACGACGACGACCUGCGCGAGAUCCGGCGAGCAGCCGACCGCAGACAGCGCAAAGAUGCCGCUGAGCAGAACAAGCCCAUUCAAGGCGUUAACACGGUUUACAUGAUUCCCAAGAACGGACUGUUCAAAUACAUCUUGUAUGCGCACUACUUUUGCGAGUGGAUUGAGUGGGGGGGCUGGUGGAUGAUUGGCGGCCUCGACUGCAAGCCAGCCCAAACAUUCCUCAUAAACGAGGUCAGUACGAUGCUGCCUCGCGCGCUGCAGGGCAAGCGGUGGUAUGUAGAAAAGUUUGGUAGGGACAAGGUGGGCAACCGGAAGGCAGUGAUUCCAGGCCUGGUGUAGGCUCGAGAUUGAUCGGUGUGAGCAAAAAGUACGGUACGCUAGUACCGACAUGGAAAUUCAAUGACUGUUGCAUUAGCCGUACGUGAAGAGUGCUUUGCACUGAGCAUGACUGAGCGGAUGAUGGUAGUGUUUCAGGUAAUUCACAACAAUGCACAACG
This is a messenger RNA of Didymella exigua CBS 183.55, 1241 nucleotides long. RefSeq names its product 3-oxo-5-alpha-steroid 4-dehydrogenase. The transcript is spliced from 3 exons. Gene Ontology annotation, cellular component: membrane. NCBI's taxonomy places the organism in Eukaryota, Fungi, Ascomycota, Dothideomycetes, Pleosporales, Didymellaceae. Gene Ontology annotation, molecular function: 3-oxo-5-alpha-steroid 4-dehydrogenase activity. The record is from RefSeq and is a predicted model, not a curated record. The coding region runs from base 214 to 1083 and encodes 289 amino acids. Gene Ontology annotation, biological process: steroid metabolic process.